This is a messenger RNA of Penicillium brasilianum, 1578 nucleotides long. The record is from the annotation of a GenBank genome assembly. Lineage: Eukaryota; Fungi; Ascomycota; Eurotiomycetes; Eurotiales; Aspergillaceae.
AUGGAUACGAAGGAGAUUGAAGAACUGCACAUCGAUAACGUUGAGACUUGUCACGAGGUCAAAGAUGUGGUAACUGGCGAAAUCAAGCUCAUCCAGGAUUCGGAGGUAGUGCUUGUACCUACUCCAACAAAUGAUCCAAAUGGCAAGUCGGUCUUAACAUUUACUUUAUGGCAGAAAUACCUUAUCCUCCUUAUAGUUGGCACGUACGCUGCAACGGGCAAUCUCAUGACCAGUGGUCUGAGUGCAUUUCUACCCGCUGUCAAAGCAUCGUACAAUGGUGCCACCAAAACAAACGACUUGGUCACCUGGCCGGCCUUCUACAUGGGUGUUGGCAAUCUUCUGUCAAUCCCAAUAUCCUGCGCAGUAGGACGGAGACCCACUUAUCUGGUUUCGACGAUAGUGCUGGCUUUUGGAUGCCUGUGGUGUGCCAAAAGUCAAAGCCUGGAAUCACACAUAGCAGGUCGAGACGUCAUGUCGAUUGCUGCCGGCACCGCCGAGGCACUGUGUCCCAUCAUCGUUGAAGAGAUAUUCUACCUCCACGAGCGUGGAAAAGUCGUCGCGGCAUAUAGCGCACUCCAGACUGUCGGAACUGCCGCAUUGAUUGUUGCAAGUCCGUAUAUUGCCUCUAAUCCAAACCUUGGUUGGAGAUGGUGGUACGGGAUCUUUGGAUGCGUCAGCGGAGCGGUCGCCAUUCUCAGUAUCAUCUUUGUCAAGGAGACCAUGUACGAGCGGCCCCUCGAAGCCCUCAGAGGCGAAGGUAUCGAGACUGACGGUGUUCUUGUCCCUGUGACAACGAACUCUGAGCGUGUGCUUGACUCUGUCAAUUAUCGCCCUCGUAGCUUCCUUCGAGACAUGGCACCAUGGGCUGGCCACGCGCAAUGGUCGCGGGCACUUGAAUGCUGCAAACAAAUGGGCCAGGUGAUUUUCUUUCCGGACGUCCUUUGGCUGGUUCUUCUAAAUUCCGCUGGUCUUGGAAUAUAUGUGCUCAUGUCGGCACUAUUUGCCGAGGUUCUCGUGAAACCCCCAUUCUCAUGGGGUUACAAUACACUUGGCUACGUUUUCCUCGGCCAGAUUGCCACCGCAGUAGUUGUAACGUUUUUGAGCGGUUCGCUCAGCGAUAUGACGACGAAAUGGCUAAGCAGGAGAAAUAAGGGGAUCAGUGAGCCGGAAUAUCGUUUGCUAGCGCUAAUUAUUCCGACCGUGGCAAUUUUGAUCUCAACCGUCAUCUAUGGGAAGACUGCUCAAAAUCCUCAAGACUGGAGCUGGGCAGGUAUUGCUGUCACUCUCAACUUUGAGUACUUUGGCUUCGUGGGUAUUGUGGUUUCUUCCUUCGUGUACUGCAUGGAUGCGUAUCCACAACGCGUCAGCGCUGCUCUUGUGUUGAUUUGCUCUUUACGUGGAUUCAUCGGCUUCGGUAUCUCUUAUGGGGCCAUUUCAUUCGUGAACGCUGCUGGGUAUGAAGGCAGCUUUAAUAUUUGCGCGAGUAUCGUCGGCGCGCUCAUGUUGAUGGGUAUCUUCGUGUACAUCUUUGGUAGGCACAUUCGGAGGAGAACUCAACGCUUCGCGGUGAACAAUUAA